AUGAAGCGCAGCGUCGACGACAUGCUGGCAUACGCGCGUGCCAAGCACGAGCGUCAGGUCGAGCGGUCGCUCGCAGCGCAUGAAAAGGAAGCAGCGAACGCGUCAUUCACACCGACGCUCAACCCACGCUCGAUCAAGAUUUACGAAGCAAUGGUGCAAGCGGGCAAAAAACCAGUCCGGCCGCGAAGCCACGACGAGAGUCCAGCACCCAAAGGCAGCUUUCGACCCGAAAUCAACCCAAAAUCGCGAGCGCUCGCCACAGCGCAGACUGAGACGCAAACGGUCUUUGAGCGCCUUGAAGCCCACGCCGACGCGCGCCAAUUGAAGCUCGCGGAGACUAGCGUUGCGCGCAUAGACGCGCAUAUCCGCCACGUGAAAGCGAUCGGGAAGGACGACUUGCAGCUCCAGCGAAUUCUUCAGCACCUUUCACCCAAGGGAAAGGGUGCAGAACCGCCCGUAACGAGAGUGGUCGUGGGGAGCUCGGACGGGUUCAUUUUGGACAACUUUACGUCAGACACAGCGCAGCCGCAGCUGCUCGGGCAAACCAAGGCCGAGACUGGCCUCUUCAAGGGCGCGAGCUACGACACGCCGGGGACGCUCAAGAAGAGUCGCGUUGGUAUUCGAACCUAG
Molecule: messenger RNA, 630 nt
Organism: Saprolegnia parasitica CBS 223.65
Lineage: Eukaryota; Oomycota; Saprolegniomycetes; Saprolegniales; Saprolegniaceae
Exons: 5
Coding region: 1-630 (209 amino acids)
Source: RefSeq, a predicted model, not a curated record